Diceros bicornis minor is the source of this 6820-nucleotide messenger RNA. RefSeq names its product NudC domain containing 3 (gene NUDCD3). The coding region runs from base 4263 to 5174 and encodes 303 amino acids. Gene Ontology annotation, biological process: protein folding. The record is from RefSeq and is a predicted model, not a curated record. Gene Ontology annotation, cellular component: cytoplasm. Lineage: Eukaryota; Metazoa; Chordata; Mammalia; Perissodactyla; Rhinocerotidae. The transcript is spliced from 7 exons.
CGCAGGGUGCACUUGGGCCCGGUUCAGCUCCCGCAGCGCUUAACCUUCUGAGGUGCCGGAGGCUGCCAGUCAGGGAAUGAAAACCGUGCAGGCGGGACGGGGAGGCAGCGGCAGCACGGAUUUCCUGCACGCCCCGGGACUUCAGAGACUGGAGGUGGAAAGGAGAUUGUGGUGAUCGGUGGGUGUGGUCCCCUUGUUCGAAAUGUGACUUUCCAGGUCAAAGACAGUCAUAGUACUCAGGGAAUUUAUACAUUUGAGCACAUGUUUAUACAUCCCAGGUUGCGUUUACUGUGUGUUUGAGAUACUGUUAAUACUCAGUCACUGACGUUGACUGGGUACCUUGGAAUGUAAUAAGUAUUUUCUGAAUGUGUUUAUUCUCUCAACUGCCACAGGCAUUGGAGAUACAGUGGUGAUGUGGAUGGUGUAAGUGAUGGUCUCUCUCCUUGUGACACUUCCAUUAUCGUUAGGAAGAUAAAACACAGUAACAGAGAACUAUGCAAGGCCAGUUAUGUGACAGAGCCCAGAGGGAAGUGAGCAGAGGAGAGGAACAGCAGGGAUGGUUCUGGAAAUCAAGAAAGAUUUUGUAGGGGAGGUGGGACUUUGAUGGAAUUGAAAGCAGGUACUCAGCCAAGCAUUGAGUCUGUUUGUAGGAACCUGAGACGAUAGAAAUGCUGGUGAUACCUUCCACAGUUCUCUAGCACUUUGCGGUUUAUAAAGUACUUUCAAAUGUUACCUCCUGAAGUCUUGCCACAAGCUGCAGGUUGGUCAGGUGUUGUUUUUCUCAGUGCCUGCAUGAAGAAACAAAAGCUUAGAAUGUGUAACUACUAAAGAUAAUAUGGUCAAAUGAGGGCUGGGUUGGUAUUCAAUUUUAGAACUGCAGGCUAGUCCUCAUCCUUUCAGUGGCUGAGUGCCAUCUGAGUAAUGGUUUUUAUCAGGCCCUGUGGCAGUUGGAUGCUUUCAUGGAAGUCCCUGUGAAAUUGGUAAGGUUGAAUUUUAUGUGGCAAAUGAGGAUGCUAAUUCAGCAAGGUUAGGUUAUUUGACCAAAUUUAUCAUAGAGCUGGAACUCAAAACUUCAUUUUUCUGAUUCUAGAUCUUUGUCUUUUGUUUUUUAAUCAUGCCAUAGGAGGAUGGGAACACUUUUGUCUAGGGUGAUUGUAGUUUACAGAAAAGAUGUGGAGGAGAAAGGAACAUUUGUUGAGCACCUGGCAUCUCCUAGUUAUUGUGUGAGGUGAUUGUACAUGCUAGGAUGUUAUUUAAUCCUAACACAACCUGAAAGUUGGUCUUUGCCGUUGUUUUACAGAUGACCUGGCGGAGGUAAUUUGUUUUUCUGGUAACAGUGUAUAAAACAUAAAAAGAGUAUAUGUUCCAGGCACUCUUACAGGUUAGGACUUGGUGACCAGUGUAAUGAAGUGGAGGUGGGGAGCAGGGCAGAGGGAGGGAAGAAUGAGUGGAAGAUGAUCCAAGGUUUCAAACUUAGGGGACUGGAAUAAUGAUAAUGCAUUAACUGAACUGCCACCUAAGUUUAGGGGAAAAAGCUUAGUUUCAGACAACUUGAAUUUGAGCUGGCAGACAGAAGUUCCUGCCCACAGGCUGUUGGAAUCGUGGCACUGACCUUGGAGAUGGAGGAACGGGAGCAGUUUGAGGGAGAGAGAAGAGCCGAAGGUGGAGGGCAGUUCUUUGGGGAACAAUCCCAGUGAAGGGACGAGAGAAGAAGAGGUGGUGUGAUUGGUGGGGGACAGAGGGAAGUGGGCAGGACAGUAAGUUUCACAGAAAACAAGGGGACAGUUUCCAGCAGAUGGUUAAGAAGGGUGUCUUGUUUGUUGAAAGUGAUUCCCAACUGUCAGCAUUGCCCAAGGAACUUUAAAAAAGCAGACAUUCUCUGGGUGUUUUGGUUGGGUAGAUCAAGAUGAAUCCUGGGAGCUAUUCUUGUAUGCACAGAGGCAUUUGGCAGGAGGCUUGUAAAGCGAGUUCAGGAUUGGGCAAGAGUUGUUGUGGGGUGGGACAUUAGGAUACUGAGUCAGAUUGAGUGACUGCGCUGUGGUGCAGCACAGUGUUACCUCUCAGUGGUGUUGGGUGAUGACCUGAUCCCCACUCCUACUCCUCUGCUUCCCCGGGGGUUUCUUCUCUGCUGACUUGAAGGAAUAUGUCCACCCCACCUGAGGUGGGGCGCUUGGGGAUCUCUUCAGAACACAGGCAAAGAGGGUUUGGAUGGGAGUAUUGGGGUGCUUUGUUCUGGAACUCAGAAGUUCUCCCCUGAUAUUUUGGGGUGUGGACUGUUGGUGUGGUUAGCGUAAGGCUUCUCAGACUUUUCCUCCUACUUGUAAGGGCUUGCACAGCCUGGAUGCACAGCCUGAAGGACCCUCAGCAGGAAAGAUGCACGUGAAAAUCCCAUUCCCCUCCAUCAUGUAUUAGUAUGUUUAAAAAAAAAAAAAAGUUUAGAAUGCCAUUUCAUUCAUGUCGGUUGAUACUCUGUGUUUAUCCUGGAGUCCAGUUUGACAGGCCUGCUAAGUAGAAGCUCCCCCAGGAGAAUCAGGAAAUCCGGCUCUGUCUGUUCCUCACUGAAUUUGUUGGGAAAUCUCGGGAGAGUCACUCUCAUCUGUCAGUUGAGAAGGUUGAUUGGAGGUCACAGGUGCCUCAUGCAGCUCCACAAUUCUGUGAUUCUAGAAUGAGUGCCGAGGUCAGUAGCGAGUAGAGAGGUGAAACAGGUGGCCAGUUAGAGGAGGUAGGAGUGCUGAGUGAGCAGAGGCAUUGGGUGCGAUGAGGAGUAUCAGGCCUGGGGUUCCAGGGAAGUCCCAGGGGUUAGGAGAGAGCUUCGCUGUUGCUUUUUUUGUGGAGUUAAGAUGAAGAUCUGGGGCUUAAGGAGGAUGAGUGGCUCUGAGGGCAAAGGGUCUGCUGUCAUAAACAUGGAUGUGAGAGAAAUGAGUCAGGGGCUCAGGUUCUCUGAAGAAGUAGAAUUGGGUCUUUUAUUGUUUCUAGUUUUUAGCCGUACGAUUUUAUUCAUUUUCCUCUGCCUACAUCUCCUUUCAGUGUUCACUGCUUCCUAUAUGUAUAUUUUACUUCCUUCUUUUGCUGGUGGGACGUUGGGCAGGUUACUUACCCUCUCUGAGCGUUACUGUUCCUCAUCUUUGCAACGUCAGUGCUGUCUUCCUCACAGCACUUUUGUGAGGGUUUUGAGAGAAUGUUUGUAAAAACAUUUGCCAUAGUUCAGUAUGUUAGUAUCCUUCUUUUGUUCUGUCUUCCUGCUCAGUGCACAGCACUGAUUAUUUAAUAUCUGUCUGCAUUCUAGCCCUUUGGAAACUGAGUCCUACCAACUUUGUAAACAUUUUUAUUUUUUAUUUUAUUGAGACUAUUUUUUUAGAGCAUUUUUAGGUUCACAGCAAAAUUCAGGGGAAGAUACAGAGAUUUCCCAUAUACCCCCUACCCCCACACAUGUCCAGCCUCCCCCAUUAUCAACGUCCCCCACCAGACUGGUCUUUUUGUUACAAUUGAUGAACCUUCACAACACAUCAUAGUCACCCAAACUCGAGGUUUACUUUAUGGCUCACUCUUGGUGUUGUUCGUUCUAUGGGGUCUGGACAAAUGUGUGAUGACAUAUAUCCAUCAUUAUGGUGUCACAGAGUACUUUGAGUGCCCUAAAAAUCCUCUGUGCUCUGCCUGUUCAUCUCUUUCUCCCCUAACGCCUAGCAACCACUGAUUUUUUUUACUGUCUCUAAAGUUUUUCCUUUUCCAGAAUGUCAAACAAUUGGAAUCAUGUAGUAUGUAGCCUCUUCAGACUGGCUUCUUUCACUUAGUAAUAUGCAUUUAAGGUUCCUCCAUGUCUUUUCAUGGCUUGAUAGCUCAUUUCUUUUUAGCACUAAAUAAUAUUCCAUUGUCUGGUUGGACCACAGUUUAUUUAUUCACUCACCUACUGAAGGACAUCUUGCUUGCUUCCAAGUUUUGGCAAUUAUGUAAAGCUGCCAUAGACAACCAUAUGCAGGUUUUUGUGUGGACAUAAUUUUUACCUCCUUUGUGUAAAUACCAAGGAGCACUGUUGCUGGAUUGAAUGGCAAGAGUCUGCUCCCACCUGCUUACCAAGGUGAAUUUCCCAGCCUUCCUGCCUCUACCUACUGCAGGAGCUGUUUCUUGAUGACCUCACCUCUUGGAGCUGUGACAUUUCCUCCUGUAGUCCCUGCAGAAGAUGUGCCUUUUAUUCAAGGCGCCAUGUGGAUAUUUGCUGACCUGGAUUCCCAGGCAUUUCUAAGAUCCUCUCCUCAGCCUGCGCAAUGUGGGAAGACAGCAGCAGUCCAGUAUUCAAAACUUUUGACCACAUGGCCCGUCAGGAUGACGAAAAGCGGAGAAAGGAGCUGGAGGAGAAAUUCGGGAGAAAGGAGGAAGAGGAGGCCGUGGCUGCGGCAGUUGUGGCAGCUGAGCAGGAGCCAGCCCCAGCCCCAGCCCAGGAGGUGGAGAUCGACUCCGCCGUAGACUCUGCCGGGCCUCAGGGACCUCCAGGCCUGCGGAGCGUUGUGCAGGAGGUGGCCCAGGGCUCGAGGGAGGCAGAGCCGCCAGGAGCAGAUGCUGGUGCUGCUCAAGUCCCAAGGGAACCAACAGCUCUUCCCAAGAGACAGGAGCAGUUCCAGAGAAACCCCGACAGCUACAACGGUGCUGUGCGCGAGAACUACACCUGGUCGCAGGACUACACUGACCUGGAGCUCAAGGUGCCAGUGCCCAAGCACGUGGUGAAGGGCAGGCAGGUCUCAGUGGCUCUUCGCAGCAGCUCCAUCCGGGUGGCUGUGCUGGAGGAAAAUGGGGAGCGCGUCCUCAUGGAAGGGAAGUUCACGCACAAGAUCAACACUGAGAGCUCUCUCUGGAGCCUUGAGCCUGGGAAGUGCGUUUUGGUGAGCCUAAGCAAGGCUGGCGAGUACUGGUGGAGCGCCAUCCUGGAGGGGGAGGAGCAUAUCGACAUUGACCAGAUCAACAAGGAACGCUCCAUGGCCACAGUGGACGAGGAGGAGCAUGCCGUGCUGGACAGGCUCACCUUCGACUACCACCAGAAGCUGCAGGGCAAGCCACAGAGCCAUGAGCUGAAAGUCCAUGAGAUGCUGCAGAAGGGGUGGGACGCUGAAGGCUCUCCCUUCCGAGGCCAGCGAUUCGACCCAGCCAUGUUCAACAUCUCCCCAGGGGCUGUGCAGUUUUAAAACUGAAGGAAAGGAAGCCCUCGCCGGUGGGGAGCGGGCCUGGGCUCUCUCCUGCCAGGGCCUCGCUGUCUGGUUCGCCCUCGCCAGCGUGUCUUUUGAGGGUGAACCUGGCCUCUGCCCUGACCCUGCACUUCCAGACGGUUCCAGAGCAGGGUGGGCUGAGAGGGUGUUGGAGAGCAGGGGCCGUCCCAGCAGACACAGCUCUGGCCUCUGCUGCCCCCGUCACCCGAGCUCUGCCGGCUGCUGUUCGCGCUUUGCUUGCUUUUCUUGUUCCGGGGGCGGGGCAUGGGUGCCAGGCCGGCUGUUGAAGCUGGGCAGAGGCGCUGCGCUUCUGGGCAGUUUGAGGAACCCUCAGUCUUGACCUCUUGCUGGGCACAUUAUGUGCAGUCUCGCUUCUCCGCUUGUAAGCGUCCAGUGCCUGCCUUGGCCUCGUCGCAGAGCAGCGGAAACUGGAGUCCUGAUUGCCAGAUCUGGAUGUUGAGAGAGGGUCUCAUGGCCUCAAGCACAGCAGGAUCUGUCUGUCCUCUGACCAGGCGGCCCUGCUCCCACCGGACCCAGCGCUUUCUUCUCGUGGGACUGGUUCUCGUCCAAGUGCACCAGGCCGGGCUCCCUCAGAAGACCGCAGUCCCUGGGCCCUUCUUGCCUGAGGCCUGACCAUGCCACACACAGCUCACAGCUCUGCUCCCACAGCUCUGCUCUCAUCGCUCUCCCAGGGCCCGAAGCCUGCACCCCAAUCCUAGAGGGCCCUGUGUGCACGUCUCCAGGACUGUGGGGCUGCCCUGGUGGGCGGGCACCUUGAAGGUCUCCACACCCAGGAACCUGCUCUCCUGAGCUCUGCCUGCUCGGCUGGGGGAGGAGGAGCCUGGUCUGGGUCGUGGUCCUUAUGGAGGCUUCCGCCUUCACCUGUGUAGGUGGGAACUGGUUCAUCACAGUCUGACUCACAGGGUGACUGACGGCUCUAUAAGAAGCAUCCCUGGGUCCCUGGUCACUUUGAGCUGGAGGUGCAGAUACUAGGUGGCUGGCGGAAGUACCGCCAAGGGGACACAGAGCCGUGUUGUCUGCAUUCAUCACUGAGGCUGCUCAUAGAGCUGCCAGGACCGUUCUUCAGGGUCCCCAGGAUUUUCACGCCUAUCCCACAUAACAAAAGGUCUCAUGGCAGAUGUCUGCCUGAGAACCAUUCUCAUGUCUCCACCUCAUCCCCUCUCCCACCCGGUGCGGGGGUCUUCCAGAGUGACAAGGUGGGCUGUGGCACACCAGCACCUCGGCUAUUUGGUUGACUUCGGGAGCCGUGGACUCCGUGGUCAGUUGUCUUCUCUUGCCUGAUUUUAUUUUCAGUGUUGCAUCUCUUCCCACCCUGCCCACUCUAACAGUAGCAUACCCCAUCUGGGAGUGGUGGGCUGGGGGGGUCACUGGUCGCACACAGCUGAUUGCAGGUCAGCCUUGCCGUCUUGUGGAUAUCCUCUGCCCCUUGCUGCCGGCCUGGGCCCUGGAGCUGGUGCGCUCUACCUGUUUUCUCUCUUUAGACACGACAGCAGCAAAUUGGCCCCUGAGCUCCAUCAGCUGAGGUCCGCAGAAAGCAGGGUGCCCACCUGCGAAGUUGCCUCGUCUCCAGUGUUGGUUUGCAAUAAAUCUGUAUUUAAGCACUU